Messenger RNA from Gracilinanus agilis (Agile Gracile Mouse Opossum), 929 nucleotides. It is a transcript of the gene CBY1, whose product is annotated as chibby family member 1, beta catenin antagonist. The transcript has 5 exons. The record is from RefSeq and is a predicted model, not a curated record. Gene Ontology annotation, biological process: negative regulation of Wnt signaling pathway. NCBI's taxonomy places the organism in Eukaryota, Metazoa, Chordata, Mammalia, Didelphimorphia, Didelphidae. Bases 75 to 458 code for a protein of 127 amino acids. Gene Ontology annotation, cellular component: nucleus.
UUUGUGCUGAGUGGGCGCAGGCUGCGUCCCGCAGCUCCAGGAGAAGGCAGAGCUGUGCUGGGAGCCCACUAGAGAUGCCCCUCUUCGGGAAUACAUUCAGUCCCAAGAAGACACCCCCUCGGAAGUCAGCCUCUCUCUCCAAUCUGCAUUCUCUGGACAGAUCCACUCGAGAAGUUGAGUUAGGAUUGGACUAUGGCACUCCAACCAUGAACCUGGCUGGGCAGAGCCUCAAGUUUGAAAAUGGCCAGUGGAUAGCAGAGUCAGGGGCCUGCGGAGGUGGGGAUCGAAGGGAGACCCAGCGACUUCGGAAAAGGAAUCAGCAGUUGGAAGAAGAGAACAAUCUCCUGAGGCUAAAAGUGGACAUCCUGCUGGACAUGCUCUCUGAGACCACUGCUGAGUCCCACCUCAUGGAGAAGGAACUGGAUGAACUCAAGAGCAUCAGCCGGAGGAGGAAGUGAAGCCAGAUGCCUUUAAGUUGUCUAGCUGAGCCUUGGGGUUGUAGGGUCAAGGAUCAGUACCCACAGGAUCAGGGAGGAAGAAAUGCUAUCUCCAUCUAAAGACACUUGAAUGCAGAACUGGCCGGAGCCUCACCUCCAGGCCAGGGAAUGCUGAGACUCCAUGUGCUAGGAAUCUUGGGGGCAACAUGGGAAGGAAGCAGGCCCAGCCAGAGUUGAAGUGUUGGGGGAGGAAGAUGCAAGCCCUGCUUGGAAGAAGCACCCCCCCCCCCAACUGAUUCUUCCCUUAACACUCUGGACACUGUUUAGCUGGGUUGUCAGCUGCUUCUGAAAAUCUCUGGAGUGGCCUCAGGUCCAGCUCCACCCUCUAACCCAUGGCUCCUAAGUUACUUGCUGGGGGCUACAGCAGCUUGCCCAUUUCAGGCUGUUCUGGCCUAGUAUGGUUUUUCUAGUUUUCACUUUUUCCUUUUUUUA